This is a messenger RNA of Oppia nitens, 1035 nucleotides long. RefSeq names its product histone-lysine N-methyltransferase SETMAR-like. The transcript has a single exon. The coding region runs from base 1 to 1035 and encodes 344 amino acids. The record is from RefSeq and is a predicted model, not a curated record. Gene Ontology annotation, molecular function: nucleic acid binding. NCBI's taxonomy places the organism in Eukaryota, Metazoa, Arthropoda, Arachnida, Sarcoptiformes, Oppiidae.
AUGGAUUUGAAAUCUGACCAUAUUCGGGCCAUCAUCUAUUAUCAAUGGAUGCAGACUAAAGAGUUGGAUGAGAUUCACCAGCGCAUCAACACAGUAUUAGGACAUAAUACUGUAGGUUUUAGUACAGUCACCAAAUGGGUCCGUGAAUUUAAAAGAGGACGGCAGUCACUUGAAGACACCCCUAAACAGGGUCGGCCCGUUUCGGUGAAUACCCCGGAAAAUGCAGCGAUUGUCGAAGAUAUAAUAAGAGCUGAUCCAAGUGUUACAUACCAUGAGUUGGAGCAGAAAUCAGGCAUUCCGGGCACAACACUUAGAAGGAUAUGUGCUGACCAAUUAAAGGUACAGAAGAAACUUUGUCGUUUUGUACCCCAUCGUCUAAGUGAUGAGCAAAAAAAGGAUAGGUUGGAAAAAUGUCAACAAAAUCUAAAGCUCUGGAAGAAAGGCAAAGAUAAUACCAUCAAUAAGAUAGUAACAGGUGAUGAAGUGUAUGUUUAUUAUUACGAGCCAAAGCUGUCACGGGAAGCAAAGAUAUUUGUGUUUGAAGAUGAAGAACCACCGAGUGUUGUGAGAAAAGAAAAAACGAUUGGCAAAAUACUUUAUGCCAUAUUCUUCAGCUCAUCAGGUUUGGUGGAUGCGGUCAAAUUGGAAGGACAAAGGACUGUCACGGCUUUAUGGUACACCACACAAUGUCUUCCACGUGUGCUUGAAAAGGGCCCAAAAAAUGGUAUUUUGUUGCAUCAUGACAAUGCACCUGCUCAUACAGCAUGGUUGACAACAAACUUUUUGGCCGAAAAUCGGGUUAAGUUGGUACCCCACCCCCCCUACUCCCCCGACCUGGCAAUGUGUGAUUUCUGGCUCUUCAGUGGUUUAAAGCAUUUUCUUCGAGGUAAAGCCUUUUCUUCAGAAGAAGAGAUUGAUUCUGCAGUAAUGGAGUAUUUAGAGUCGAUUGAGAAAAAGGACUGGGAGGAGGCGUUUGAAAGGUGGAGGAGGCGUAUGACCAAGUGCAUUGAGGCAGAGGGGGAUUACUUUGAAUAA